CGCCACACCAAAGCCAAGCGGCGCGCGGUGAGAAGACGAGAUAGGUUGGUUUGGUGGUGAUGAACACAAUCCGAAGCUGAGCUAUAUUGUAUAUCUAUUGCGUCACAUCACCUCGAGCGCUGCGUGUGGACUGUCCUCGCUGCCGUAAUUGCUGCGUUUUUCCUGCGCGUCUGUCCUUUCACCUCACAGAAAGCCCACCGCAGCUGUCAGCCGAUUAGUGAGCACUUUUAUCGCGUUUCACUUUUACUGUUGCCCGAAGCAGGAAUCGUCAGACCUCCUUUUGGCUCUCUCCUUUACGACACCAUGGGGAAACAGAACAGUAAGAUGACCCCUGAGGUAAUGGAGGACCUGGUGAAGAACACAGAAUUUAACGAGCACGAACUCAAACAGUGGUACAAAGGCUUUCUGAAGGAUUGCCCCAGUGGCCGACUCAACCUGGAUGAGUUCCAGCAGCUUUAUGUUAAGUUUUUCCCCUAUGGUGAUGCCUCAAAGUUUGCUCAGCACGCUUUCAGAACCUUUGACAAGAAUGGAGACGGCACCAUCGACUUCAGGGAGUUCAUCUGUGCGCUGUCCAUAACAUCACGAGGCAGCUUUGAACAGAAACUCAACUGGGCAUUCAACAUGUAUGACCUGGAUGGAGACGGCAAAAUCACACGAGUUGAGAUGCUUGAGAUCAUAGAGGCAAUUUAUAAGAUGGUGGGGACAGUUAUCAUGAUGAAGAUGAAUGAGGAUGGUCUGACGCCCGAGCAACGAGUAGACAAAAUCUUCAGUAAGAUGGAUAAGAAUAACGACGACCAGAUCACAUUGGAAGAGUUCAAAGAAGCAGCAAAGAGCGACCCGUCCAUUGUAUUACUUCUGCAGUGUGACCUGCAAAAAUGAGCAUCUCAGAAAAGAGCCAGAGACUGCACAAAUGAUUAUUGUUCCAUUCAGUUUGCAGCUAUUUCCACUGAAAAAAAAAAAAAUUGCUUGGACUACCUUUCAAUGACUUCGCUUCCUGUGUUUGAAACACUCGUAUGCAUGAGAAUGUUCUUUGCUGACAAAUUUCACAUAUGCACAAAAAACUUCACACACACAUGAAUACAUGGCAAAAACAUACACAUACAGACUAUGCCAUGCACAAAUAGAAUUAUAUGAAUAUUAAUAUACAUAUAUAUCGAGUUAACUGCCAAAAUGUGAAAAGAGUGAAAAGUACCUUCUAUACAGUCUGAAUCCACUGGAGCUUGCACAUCAUUGAUGUGCUGUAUUGAAUUAAGCUACUAUUUAUUGUUCAAGUUUACUGAAGCUCACUAUGUGUACCAUAUACUGAGUACUGUCAACCAGACAAUUCUUCUGAUAAUCAUAACUUUUUCAGAUUUACCCGCUUGUCUGGAUGGACAAAAAGAUAAAACUCUUAUCCAUCAACCUUUUCCCUCCUAAUGUGUUUGUACUGUUGGUGAAUAUACUUGUAGUUAAUUUGCAUGCCAUUAGGUUUGCCUAAAGAGUACUUCCCUCAUUUGCAUCCUGCAUAAAUAAUGCUUACAAGCCUCGUUUCAAAAUAAACUAUUGAAAUUGACAUGUACAACAGAACUGGAUGGAAAAAACAACUGGUUUUGUCACACUGGACAUGCAUUUGUGAUCCAUUGAGGCUGUGGUUAGGUAUUCCCCUUCUAUGUCUAGCAUGUACUUCACAUAAGGGGGAAUGAAUGUGGCUGACUGAAAUCUCUGAGAACAAACCUAUUACUAAGACACUGUUUGAGCACAAGUAAUUUUUAAAUAGACCAUAGUAUACAUUCAUACUCAUGGUCGCAAUAUUAUGCUAGUCAUAAAAAUGUAUUCCCAUAUUAAAACUACAAGCUUUGCAGUUCAGUUCAAAUCCGUUGCAUAUCAAUUUACUGAUUUAUGUGGGGCCCAAGCAAGGAAUUAAUUGAUAAACAUAAUGUUUUGUUGUGUCAAUAGGUUUAAAAUAAUUAAAAUAAUGAUCAUGCCUCAAAAAAAAUUAUUUUUGAACUCCAAAUUUAACUUAAUACUUUUUUACGUGCUGCUCUUAAAGGAGGACUUCAGCUGAGGGUGUGCGUUCUAGGGCUCAGACUGGGCUAAAAAUAUCACUCUUUGAAUCCAGACAUUUGCACCAACUGCACAUUUUGAGCAUCUACUCCAUUUCUAAAUAAGCACACUACUGUGCUCCAUUUAAGACUGCAUUCUGCCAGUGUUAAGAGCUUUACACAAACAUAAAGUUUGCCAUUAUUAUGUUUACCUAGCCACCACACCAAAUUCAUGCAAUGGCAACCUUUUCCAAUUGAAGAGUUAUUUUGUACAUGUUGCAUGUAUUAUGCCCCUAAUGCAAUGGCUGCACUAUUCCUUGUGUUGUGGUUUAAACUAAUAAAAGAGUAUAUG
Molecule: messenger RNA, 2373 nt
Organism: Xyrauchen texanus (razorback sucker)
Lineage: Eukaryota; Metazoa; Chordata; Actinopteri; Cypriniformes; Catostomidae
Product: visinin-like protein 1
Exons: 4
Coding region: 304-879 (191 amino acids)
Molecular function (GO): calcium ion binding
Source: RefSeq, a predicted model, not a curated record